Messenger RNA from Anopheles moucheti, 3659 nucleotides. It is a transcript of the gene qm, whose product is annotated as terpene synthase. NCBI's taxonomy places the organism in Eukaryota, Metazoa, Arthropoda, Insecta, Diptera, Culicidae. Gene Ontology annotation, molecular function: prenyltransferase activity. Gene Ontology annotation, biological process: isoprenoid biosynthetic process. Bases 371 to 1348 code for a protein of 325 amino acids. The record is from RefSeq and is a predicted model, not a curated record. The transcript has 5 exons.
UCAAACUACAUCAAUUACUACAAAGUAUGUUUAUGAGUAAGUGGAAUUAGUAUUUGACAAUCUGGAUUGCAGCACAGUCAGCCAUCAAGUUUGAGAAGAAAAAUUAUCGACCCGAUCGGAAGAAAAAAAACUAAAUUAUCUCCACUGCGGACUACUGCAGACCGCAGGGAAGGAUUCGCUCGGUAUGCGAACGGAGUGCGCGAGUGUGCAGCAGUUAUCGAUCGGAGAAACUCUAGUAGCGUGAUUUUAAACUGGCACAGCACCUAGUAUCGGAAGCAACACCUUGGCGUGUGGAGGUCGAUCGUAAAAAAAGCGUUUACACGCGUGCAAUUACAGACCCGUGUUGUGUGUGGUAUCCUUGAGAUCAACAAUGUCGUCGUUCAAUAUGAAUGAAUUCAACGAAAUUCUGGACAAGUGUCGUGAUAAAUCAUCUCAAAAAGAACAGGAUGAGACAUUGCUGCAACCGUUCUCAUACAUCCAGCAAAUUCCUGGCAAGCAGGUUCGCUCGAAACUAGCGCUAGCGAUAAACCAUUGGCUAUCCAUUCCCAACGACAAACUGGCCGCGAUAAGUGAGAUAGUCCAAAUGCUGCACAAUUCUAGUCUGCUCAUCGACGAUAUCGAAGACAAUUCUAUCCUCCGCAGAGGUAUCCCGGUGGCGCACAAAAUCUACGGCGUAGCGAGCACCAUUAAUGCGGCCAAUUAUGUCCUAUUUUUGGCCCUGGAAAAGGUGCAGCAGCUCGGUCAUCCGGACGCGACCCUCGUCUACACGGAGCAGUUGCUGGAGCUGCACCGGGGCCAGGGUAUGGAAAUCUACUGGCGCGACAAUUUCGCCUGUCCCACCGAGUCCGAAUACAAGCAGAUGACGAUUCGUAAGACGGGCGGACUGUUCAUGCUUGCAAUCCGGCUGAUGCAGCUGUUCAGUGACAAUCGAACAGAUUUCAACAAACUUACGGCAAUACUGGGCCUGUACUUCCAAAUACGGGACGACUAUUGCAACCUUAGCAUGAAGGAGUACUCAGAAAACAAAAGCUACUGUGAGGAUUUAACGGAGGGAAAAUUUAGCUUCCCGAUCAUUCACGCGGUACAGACGCAAAAGUACGAUAAGCAAGUUUUACAUAUUUUACGCCAACGAACGCGCGAUGUAGAGGUCAAGAGGUAUUGCAUUUCGUUGCUGGAAAAGUUGGGCAGUUUUCAGUAUACUCGUGACGUACUUGACGCACUCGACAAAGAGGCUCGCAAAGAGGUGAAAAGUCUUGGACCAAAUCCAAUUAUGGAGGCACUAUUAAACGAUUUGCUUAGUUGGAAACAACUCGCCGACAUAGGGGACGAUGAAACGAAACAAUCGUAAGCGUGCAGCGGUCGAACAGUUUUCCCAGAUUUUCGUAUCACUGGUAUGCGUUGCUCUCGUGGAAAGGGAUAAACAUAUUCGACUUAAGCAAAUGAAAACAGAGCCAGAUUCGAUAUUAGCGUACACUACGCUUACGGGUUGAGGAUUUGAGUGUGAGCGACAAUAAUUAGGAAUUCAGGUUAUUAUUUUUAUUUCCAUUUGGUGAUUAUUCGUCAACACGUUUGCUUAUCGUGCAAAUUUGGUGCAACUAAUGGUGUGCUGUGUCACUGCAACACUACUAUAAGCACUUGGCUGCAGUUUGGUUAUUGUAGCAUAUUGUAGGUUCUAAGAGUACAUUGCGCAUGUUUUUUCUGUAUGUUGGUGCAGCUCUUUCUUAAUUCAAGAACCUUCACUCUAUAGUAUAGUGCGAGCCAUGCCUUUAGCUUUAGGAAGAUCUUGCUCUAAAUCGAACCAUAGUUUGAUAUCGAAUGAAUACUGUUGCUUUCACUCGUUAGGAAAUGUAUUGCCAAUCAAUGUUUCUUUCCUCGCAAUGCAAUGAUCCAUGUUUCUUUCUAGACGUGCUGUACAUAUAAGUUUAUUUCGUUCCGUAGCGUUCCAAUCAGCUAUCGCUGCAAAGACUGUAAAGGGGCACCUGUGUACCAUAAACAGACGAUCGGUGACGGCACGGUCAGCACAUGGUUUAUACUAUUAGUUUAUUUUGAUUAUGGCUGGUUUUUGUUUUAUUUAAGAUCCAUACAAAGAUUUCGUUUGUGGGUGUGUGUGUGUGUGUUUUUGCACAACUGUAGAAGGGCCAGAGAGGAUAUACGAAGAAUAGAAGGCUUCUAUAGCAAGAAUUUAGUAAAGCUUCUGUGUGAUUACCUGCUACCUGCAAAUCGUUCAGCUGUUACGCUAUUACGCUCAAUGAUGCUAGCUACGUGUGUUCCAACGAAAUGUAUUUAAUUGAACGAAACAUUGCUGUCAACUGAACAACAAACGAAGAUUAGGUUAACAAAAAAGCGCUAAAUGGAUUGCACUCCCUUAGUUUGAGGCAUUUAAUAGCAGCUGUUUGCAAACGUUCGUAAAUUUAAAACAAGUCAUCCUAAAUAUCUGCACCGGUGUGUGCAAACAGUAAAGUCUUCCGGAAGAAACGUUAUUCUUCGUAUACAAUUGAAUAGAAUUAUGUUUUUUAGAAGCUCACGCGGUAAAAGAUGAAAACAAAACGAACAAAAAAUCACACAAAAAAAGCAUUACGCGGCAGAAUAGUGGAAUCUUUCCUUCUCUAGUACCUUCCAUUGGCUAGAAGGAAGAAAAAAUCCCCUACACAUGCUUGGCUUUUAAAAAAAACCUACAGCUCAAACUAUGAUCCUAUGAGCGAUGCUAGUCGCAUGCGUGUCCGUAACAACGAAGGUGAUUGACAAUAAGUACGCCCGUAUGUGCGUGCGUUUUGUGUGAAAGAAGAAAUUUAAACAUUAUAAAAUCUUUGCUAUACCUUUGCCUCUGCCAUGCCAUGCCCAGAAGCCCAAAGCUUAAUAACGAGGGCGGUCGUUUUCCAAUCCCGUGCUACGAGCAUAUCUCAUUAAUCUCUACCAUCGUACAAUUAAAAAUACAUAUUUAAAUAAUGCACUCAUUCUCCCAUAACUGGUACGCAGUUAAGCCUUUUUUGGUAUUUUAAUUCACAUAUUCAAUCUUUUCCUCUGUGUCGUCUUUUUCACUUCUUACUUCACUAUCAAACUUGUUAUUAUGUUAUAUUGCUGUAACGCUUAACUGUUUUUCCUUCAUUAUGUCGGUAAUAUUUGUCUACAAUUGCGGGAGAAUUCCGCAUCAACCUUGUCUCGAUGUAUUAGCGUAAACUGCUUGUCCCUUAAUGUUAGUGCUUCAUUUUACACCACCUUUACUCUAGCUGCAUUUUACGCCAUUCGCGUUACUAUCACUUUCAACCUGUCCGGAAGCGUUCAAUCGUGUUCUUCGAGCUGCUUUUGACUAGGGUUUAAUUUUGUAUGGUUUAAACCGAUUCACACACGGUCUCCAAUUAGUUUCAAAUUCACAAUUGACAGAAUUCCUAUCCUAUUCUAUAAAGUUUCGAAAGUUCCAGAAAAUGAUUCGCUUUUUUUAUUCGUUUUGAGGGAGAAUAGUGCAAGAAAAUAUUAAAAUUCUAGCUAAAUCAGACAAUUUACUGCCGUAACUUACUCACUACUAGUUCCGGAUCGGGUGUAGUGCGUUCAAAGCAUGCUCAGAAACUAGAAACAAAAACAAUCUCCAAAAAAGAUAGCCAGAAAUGUUUGAAUGUUUCUUUUCGUGGCUGAUAGAGCGUUGAUGUAGAACGAAACGAAUA